AUGGAUGCCCAAGCGCCUGCUGCUCGUCGACAGGUAUUCUUAAAGUAUCGUGAGCUUUUCACUGGUAAGAAUGUACGAAAAAGAAAGGCUAUACGCAAAAUUCUCCUCAAAAACUUGCCUGAACUAGAAGCGUCUGCCGGUGACGCGCAUAUUAACAACAUCAUCUCAAUCCUCAAGUCUCUUCUUGAGGAUGGCGUUUUCCAAUCUGAGGAGAUAGCAAGCAAACACUUUCCAGACCUCAUCAUAGGACCACCCUCGGAAAUAGCAGCCGGAAACAUCUCAAAAAAACGUAAGGCGUCGCCUACAAGGUCAAUCAAUGUUAAACGAAUGGUGCAAAUCGAGGCUAUCGACAAAUCAAGUCCUGAGGUUACAGCCGGAAUUUCUACUACCAACAGCUCAGGAAACAGGCCCUCUUACGUAACUCCGCGACCAUCUGCAUUUCCCUACAACGUUCAACAUUAUAUCCUAUCGCUAUCUCAGCAGAUCCUUGAAGAAGCAUGCUUCCGAUUCGUGAAGAGGUGGCUUCCUUCCUUGCUUGAAAAGUGUGGCUGGGUUUGUGCAGCUGCGGUCGAGCUUACAAAGUGGGUGCGUGUCAUCAAGAAGCAUCUAGACAUUCUGCCUAGCGGUUGCAUGAAUACCGAACAACAAAAGCGUUUCAAAGAAACCUUACCAUGCAUUAAUCGAUUACGCCACACCGCGGUUCAUCGCCUGCAUCUUACCUCCGUUCAGUUGCUAAAGCAAGUUCACUCCGCGCAUAUACUAGCUGAAGUUUUGCAAGACAGCGAGUGCAGAAAUAAAUUGCAAACCAUACAUUUCAGGAUGGAUAUGUGUGUCAAGAAUAUGGACCAUGAUAUGGAAGCAAUGGAGCAAGAAGCAGAACGUAGAGCCCGUCAGCUGGAGCAAAUGCUGCGGACAACUUUCGCACAACAGCAGAAGAAACUAUCUUCAGCCGCAGGCCAAGGCCUGAUUGAUUCCAUCACCACAGAAUUUGGACUCCCCCGCCCGAAUGCGGCAGCAGAGAUCAAGGCCACAUUCACAUGGGACGAGCAUACUGGAAAUACUGGAGGCACAAUACUCAUUGAUGAGGACGACAUCGAGAGUGACGAGAACCGGUUGCAAACGGAAUUGUAA
Messenger RNA from Bipolaris maydis ATCC 48331, 1131 nucleotides. RefSeq lists its product as uncharacterized. The record is from RefSeq and is a predicted model, not a curated record. Lineage: Eukaryota; Fungi; Ascomycota; Dothideomycetes; Pleosporales; Pleosporaceae.